Molecule: messenger RNA, 1439 nt
Organism: Salvia splendens (bonfire salvia)
Lineage: Eukaryota; Viridiplantae; Streptophyta; Magnoliopsida; Lamiales; Lamiaceae
Product: mitochondrial import receptor subunit TOM40-1
Exons: 11
Coding region: 149-1087 (312 amino acids)
Biological process (GO): protein import into mitochondrial matrix
Cellular component (GO): mitochondrial outer membrane
Molecular function (GO): transmembrane protein transporter activity
Source: RefSeq, a predicted model, not a curated record
GCUCAUGUACACAUUUAAAUAGCCGCUUUCUCGCUGAGCAAGAAGAAGAAGGAGAAGUAGUAGCACCACUCUUCUCUACUCCAGUUUCAAUCCCUUCAAUCGGAGAAAGGACCUCCUCUUCGCCGGCAUCGGAUCAGAUUAGCUGGAUAUGGCAACGUUCGUUCCUCCGCCCCCCGUCGCGCCAGCUGCCGCCGCUUCCAGUUCAGAUGCGGAGCAGCCUAAAAUUGACUACCUUAAUCUUCCUUGCCCCAUUCCCUACGAGGAAAUUCACCGCGAGGCACUCAUGUCGUUGAAGCCAGAACUCUUUGAAGGAUUGCGAUUUGAUUUUACAAAAGGACUCAAUCAAAAAUUUUCUCUCAGCCACAGUGUGAUGAUGGGACCUACUGAGAUUCCUGCUCAAUCUGCCGAGACAAUUAAAAUCCCCACUGCUAAUUAUGAAUUUGGGGCCAACUUUAUAGACCCAAAGUUGAUGCUUUUUGGGAGGGUGAUGACAGAUGGCAGACUAAAUGCAAGACUAAAAUGCGAUUUGUCAGAUAAUCUUACUUUGAAGGGCAAUGCUCAACUUACCAACGAGCCUCAUAUGUCGCAUGGCAUGUUCAAUUUUGAUUAUAAGGGUUCGGAUUAUAGGACUCAGUUUCAAGUAGGAAAUGGAGCCUUACUUGGUGCAAGUUACAUACAGAGCGUGACCCGUAAUUUGUCUUUAGGUGGUGAAGUAUUCUGGGCUGGUCAACACCGGAAGUCUGGCAUUGGCUAUGCGGCACGUUACAACACUGACAAGAUGGUCGCAAGUGGGCAAGUUGCCAGCACUGGGAUGGUAGCCCUUAGCUAUGUUCAGAAAGUAUCUGACAAGGUUUCUCUGGCAACUGACUUAAUGUAUAACUAUAUGUCUGGGGAUGUCACAUCCAGUGUUGGUUAUGAUUACAUUCUUCGGCAGUGCCGCCUGCGAGGAAAGAUUGACUCCAAUGGUUCAGUGUCUGCUUUCCUCGAAGAGAGACUCAAUAUGGGUCUCAAUUUUCUGCUUUCUGCGGAGAUAGAUCACCGAAAGAAGGAUUACAAGUUUGGCUUCGGCUUGACAGUGGGAGAAUAGGACAUGAACCAUAUUCGUUAUCGAGUCUCAAAUUAAGCUGAUAAUUACAAGGUGAGAGCAGGAGUUAGGCAAUCCCUCUCCUCUUAAAACUGGAGCCAGUUUUCUAUGCUCUAAUGACCUUAUUCGUUAGCAGUGAGAUCUGCUGCAGCACAUUUGCUAGUAGAUGGUUUUUACAGGUUUGCGAUAUUACUUUUAUCUGAGACAACUUUGUUCUAUAGCUAAUGAAUGAGACCACGAUUUUCUUCUGUGGUUGGAUUAAUGAAUUACUACAUCAUAAAUCAGUGCCUUGAAUUUGCUCUUUGGGGCUAAGGUGAUACUACUAGUUACACACAUUUGAGUAUUUCGAUCUAAA